This is a messenger RNA of Odobenus rosmarus divergens (Pacific walrus), 1864 nucleotides long. It is a transcript of the gene FSD1, whose product is annotated as fibronectin type III and SPRY domain containing 1. NCBI's taxonomy places the organism in Eukaryota, Metazoa, Chordata, Mammalia, Carnivora, Odobenidae. The record is from RefSeq and is a predicted model, not a curated record. The transcript has 13 exons. Gene Ontology annotation, molecular function: protein binding. Bases 171 to 1661 code for a protein of 496 amino acids.
UGCGCACUGCGGCCAGUGAUGGAGCACUGACGGGGGGCGCGGCUGCGGCGGCGGCGGCGGCGGGGAGGGCUCGGCGGGCCAUUGGCUCGUGGUCGCGGCAAAGGCAGCUUGAGGACUAGAAGAGCAAGCGGGGCCCGCGGGCCGGGCCGGGGACGACCUGGGCUGAAGCCAUGGAGGACCAGAGGGAGGCUCUGCGGAAAAUCAUUACCACCCUGGCUGUGAAGAAUGAAGAGAUUCAAAGCUUCAUCUACUCCCUCAAGCAGAUGCUGCUGAACGUGGAGGCAAACUCCACCAAGGUGCAGGAGGACCUGGAGGCCGAGUUCCAGUCCCUCUUUUCCCUCCUGGAGGAGCUGAAGGAGGGCAUGCUCAUGAAGAUAAAGCAGGACCGGGCCAGCCGCACCUAUGAGCUGCAGAACCAGCUGGCCGCCUGCACUCGGGCCCUGGAGAGCUCCGAGGAGCUUCUGGAGACAGCCAACCAGACCCUGCAGGCCACAGACAGCAACGACUUCCCUCAGGCUGCCAAGCAAAUCAAAGAUGGCGUGACAAUGGCCCCUGCCUUCCGGCUGUCACUGAAGGCCAAGGUGAGCGACAACAUGAGUCACCUCAUGGUGGACUUCGCACAAGAGCGGAGGAUGCUACAGGCACUCAAGUUCCUACCUGUGCCCAGCGCCCCUGUGAUAGACCUGGCCGAGUCCCUGGUAGCAGACAACUGUGUGACCUUGGUGUGGCGCAUGCCAGACGAGGACAGCAAGAUUGACCACUACGUGCUGGAGUACCGUCGGACCAACUUCGAGGGCCCGCCCCGUCUCAAGGAGGAUCAGCCCUGGAUGGUCAUCGAGGGCAUCCGGCAGACAGAGUACACCCUGACUGGUCUCAAGUUUGACAUGAAAUACAUGAAUUUUCGUGUGAAGGCCUGUAAUAAGGCGGUCGCAGGCGAGUUCUCCGAGUCAGUGACCCUGGAGACACCAGCGUUCAUGUUCCGCCUGGAUGCGUCCACAUCUCACCAGAACCUGCGGGUGGAUGACCUGUCCGUGGAGUGGGACGCCAUGGGCGGGAAAGUGCAGGACAUCAAGGCUCGAGAGAAAGAUGGCAAGGGGCGGACCGCGUCUCCCGUCAACUCCCCAGCGAGAGGUGUGCCGUCCCCCAAGAGGAUGCCCUCGGGUCGUGGGGGUCGGGACCGCUUCACGGCUGAGUCCUACACGGUGCUGGGGGACACACUGAUCGACGGUGGGGAACAUUACUGGGAGGUGCGCUACGAGCCGGACAGCAAGGCGUUCGGCGUGGGGGUGGCGUACCGCAGCCUGGGCCGCUUCGAGCAGCUGGGCAAGACGGCCGCGUCCUGGUGCCUGCACGUCAACAACUGGCUGCAGGUCAGCUUCACCGCCAAGCACGCCAACAAGGCCAAGGUGCUGGAACCCCCCGUGCCCGACUGCCUGGGUGUGCACUGCGACUUCCACCAAGGCCUCCUGUCCUUCUACAACGCCCGUACCAAACAGCUGCUGCACACCUUCAAGGCCAAGUUCACACAGCCCGUGCUGCCUGCUUUCACAGUGUGGUGCGGCAGCUUCCAGGUGACGACAGGCCUGCAGGUCCCCAGCUCUGUGCGCUGCCUGCAGAAGCGGGGCAGUGCCACCAGCAGCUCCAACACCAGCCUCACCUAGGCCACUGGACCGCCCGCCCAGCCCGGCUGAGUUUGGGGACCCCCCCGCAGGCCUUGGUUGUUUCAGCCGACACCUUCUUCUCACUUUGCUGCUUGGAGCCUUAACUCCUGAUUGGGGGGGUCACCAACGGGGAGCGGGCACCAGGGCGGGCCCUCGUCCCCACCUCACCUCCUAAUAAAAGUCAAUCACUGGCCAGGCCAUGC